Cuscuta campestris is the source of this 2380-nucleotide messenger RNA. Lineage: Eukaryota; Viridiplantae; Streptophyta; Magnoliopsida; Solanales; Convolvulaceae. The record is from the annotation of a GenBank genome assembly.
UAACUCAAAGCCCAAUACUUAUACUUCCGGGUUCUCCUUUAGCCCCUUCCAUAAUUCUUCUUAGAUUACAAUCGGCAGAAUCGUGGGGAGACGCCACUGGAAUUUGUCUCUCGCCAAAAGCCACCGCACCCUCCAGAGUGUGAUGGGGAAACUAGAACACACUUUUUAGGGACAAAUAGAGAGAAGAACCUGAAGGUGGGACUCCUGUGUGUCGGACUGAUCGGCGAUUGGGGGUUAAGUGAGUGUAAAUGGUAGCUUCCGAUGCAGCGGUUUGACUCUCUAGUUUUUCUUCGUCUCCAGCAGCGGGAAUGGACAUGGUGUGUGUGCGGCGGCCUUCCUUUUGCUCUUGUGCGAUAACGAAAUGGGGGAGAGGAGGAGAUUGUGGUUGGCGGCUGUGGAUUGUUCGAUGAAGAAGAAGAAGUGGAGAUUGUGAGAGGCCGAGAGUCAAAGACGCUCCAGAGAGCGGGUUUUUCUCCCGCAAGACGCCGCCGUUAGCCCCCAGCAUCAUAUUUGGAUGAUCUGGCUAUGUGUAUGUGUUCCAUGGUGUGUUGUUGAGACAUUAUUAAUUCGGUUCGCUACAAGCUGCUGGAAUCGUAAGUUAGUUAUUGUUCUUCUGGUAUGAGCCGGGCAUGUGUUUAGAUGCCUCCUUUCUCGGGAAAAUGGUCGCCCAUGGCUGGUUCGGACUGGGUGACCAUUUGUUAAUGGAUAGUUUGACCAGAAACAAUUUCCAGAGCUGUAGCUGAUCAAUUAGAAGGCGAUGAGGAUGAGCAUGCGAAAUAUCGGAGUAUGGUUGUGAAAUACAUCAGGAGGAAUCGUGAGACAUUUGAGCCCUUUAUUGAAGACGACAUUCCGUUUGUUGAGUAUUGUGAAUCCAUGGAAAAGGAUGGGACUUGGGCAGGCCACAUGGAACUACCAGCUGCUUCUCUUGUUACUAACAGUAACAUAUGCAUUCACCAAUUUUUGGGUGUACAUUUUGGCCCUUCGUUCGACAGUUUCAAGAAAAUCAAUCAGAGAGAGUGAGAGGCCGAGAGUCAAAGAGAGCCGGUUUUUCACUCGCCAAUGCCGACGUUAGCCUCCAGGUUGCUGGUUUUGUUAGCUUAUUCGCGUUUCAUAUGUGCAUUACAUACUCGCACGUAUAAUACACAUUAAAUCAUAAAAGUCCUCUUCUAUCAACUUCAACAAUCAAGAUUUAUAUGAUCAAAUUUUAGAUCGAAUCAGUUUGCUUGAUUGUCUUCCUCCCAAAAAUACAAAUCUUUAAAUUUUUGUGACUCAGCCAUUGUAAAAGUUUUGAAAAUUGGUUUGUAGUUCAAGACAUCCACCAAUGUCAUUUGUUAAUUAUAAAACCAUUUACGGUCUACUAGUCUUUUCAACUCCAUCCAAUUCUGGAAAAUACUCCCUCCGUCCCCCUAAGAUGUUCUCAUUUUGACUUUUGGUGAUUUUUAAGGAGAGUUGAAAAAAGGUGAAAGUUUACCAUAAUAUCCUUAAUGAAAAAUGGGUGGAGUGUAUUAAAUGAGGUGGGUGAGGUGUAAUAAAUAAAGUAAGUGGGGGUAGUUGUGGUAUUUUAAUUGUUAAAAAAUGAAAUGAGAAGAUCUAUUGUGGACAUAGAAAAAGGGCUAUUGAGAAGAUCUAUGAGGGACGGAGGGAGUAGUAAAUAACAUUCUCUCUAUUUGUUUGGUUUUAAAAUGUAAUCAAAUUUUCGAAUUUAGUUUGUUCGUAAAUGUAUUUUUCAUUUUAAAAAAUAUAAAAUUCAUUUGAUUUUACUCAAUUUUAAAUUACAUAGGGCCCCCACGUGUGUGUGACCUGGGGGCUACUGCAAACUUGCGCCGCCGCAUAAUAGCAGAGGUUCUUUCUUCUCCACUUCUUGUUGCUUGCUACAUAUCCUCUCCUGUGUUUCUUAACCUUCUGUUUGUGAGAUGUUUUCAUAUUUAAGUCUUGACACCCGCUUAUUUGUUGCCUUUGGAUAUGGCGGGGAACCGGAGGAUGAUUAUGAUCAUAAGAAUGGCUACCUUAAUUGGGCAGAGGUUUAUGGGUGAGAAACAAAAGGAAUGGAAGUAUGUGAAGGUGAAGUAUGAUUCCAGUAGAUGUGCACUGCCCACUCAUAUCUUUGGGGAUGUUAUGGAUGCAAAUGGGGAGCUUAUUUUAUUUGGUCAGGGGGCGAUAUUGAUGUGCCACUAUAUCAAUCAAUGUGAUAUGUGAAUGCAACAUCGUACUCAUUCAAACUUGGGAUGACAUGAUUCUUCAUCAUGCAUUAAUUGGUCAUUGCUUAUAUGUUGAUGGUGGUUUGCCAACACAUGUUGAUUGUCAUGACCUCAAACUUUUUUUUACAUUUUUUAUGGUUUACUUCUACCGAUGUAACAAACAAUGAAAGAUAGGCCCUAGG